GUAAUGAAAAUUUGGGGGAAAAAAAGGGGGGAAAGGCAAACGAUGGUCUAAAACUAUGGGGAAUCACUGCCCCACCUGAAUAGAGAGUCACUGUACUAUUCAGUUAUUUAUUAUUAUUCCCUGGAGAGAAGAAAAGAAACUAACUCAAAGUUUCCUUUUUUUCAAUUCUCCUCCUUUCAUUUGCAGAACACAGAUUCUUGAUUAAUAAAGACAGAAAAGAAAGAAAAGAAAAGAAAAGAAAGAAAGACUCCACCUUUCUUAUGAACCACUCUGAUUUCCAUGGCAGAAGUGAAAGCUUUCUUCUUCUUCAUCUUCUUGGGGAUUUUGCUGACUGAUGCCCGACCAGAAAUGAACAGUUUCUUGGUUCAGAAGCACUUGAAGCGUUUGAACAAACCUUCUCUCACCUAUAUUCAGAGCCCAGAUGGAGACAUUAUUGACUGUGUUCAUAUGUCUCACCAACCAGCUUUUGAUCAUCCCUUUCUCAAGAAUCAUACUAUUCAGAUGAUGCCGAAUUACCAUCCAGAAAGUCUAUAUAUGGACAGCAAAGUUUUCAUGAAUCGAGCCAAGAAAAAGAAAGGGAUUGCUCAGCUCUGGCAUUUGAAUGGGAGAUGUCCGAAAGGAACCAUUCCCGUGAGAAGAACAAAGGAAGAAGACAUCUUGAGAGCAAGCUCUGUCAAGAACUAUGGGAAGAAGACGGUUAAAACCGUUCCCAAACCCAAAUCCGCGAAUCCCAACACGGACACUACAACCGGGCACGAGCAUGCGAUAGCUUAUGUUAGUGGAGGCACAUACUAUGGUGCGAAGGCCACGAUAAACGUUUGGCAACCAAACGUGGAGCAAAACCAUGAGUUCAGCUUGUCCCAAAUUUGGAUUUUGGGGGGAGAUUUCGAUUCAAAUCUCAAUAGCAUUGAAGCUGGUUGGCAGGUGAGCCCAUCCCUAUAUGGAGAUCACAACACAAGACUUUUCACUUAUUGGACAAGUGAUGCAUAUCAAGCCACAGGUUGCUACAAUCUUCUUUGCUCAGGCUUUAUUCAGAUAAACAGUGAAAUAGCAAUGGGGGCUUCUAUUUCCCCCCUCUCUAGCAAUGGAGGUUCCCAAUAUGAUAUCAGCAUUCUUGUCUGGAAGGAUCCAAAAGAUGGGAACUGGUGGAUGCAAUUUGGGAAGGACAAUGUGGUAGGGUACUGGCCAGGGAUCCUGUUCUCAAACCUCCACGGCGGUGCAUCUGUGGUGGAGUGGGGUGGAGAGGUGGUGAACGAAGAGUCGGGCGGGAUGCACACCACCACUCAAAUGGGCAGCGGCGGUUUCCCCGGCGAAGGGUUCCGGAAGGCCAGUUACGUCAGAAACAUUAAGGUGGUCGACGAGUCAAACGGCUUGAGGGACCCAGAUGGUCUUGACACUUUCACUGAGAACUCCAAUUGCUAUGAUGUGAAGCUGGGUAGGAAUGCUAGAUGGGGGAACUAUUUUUACUAUGGAGGACCUGGUAGAAACUCUAGAUGUCCAUGACCAGCUCCCUUUUGUUUAUGUCUUGUUUAUGUAAUGGUUUAGAGUAUCAAUAUAUGUGAAAUAAGCAUCUGUUACAUAUAGUAUUCAAGAAAGCUGCACCUGAUUC
This is a messenger RNA of Cuscuta campestris, 1609 nucleotides long. The record is from the annotation of a GenBank genome assembly. Lineage: Eukaryota; Viridiplantae; Streptophyta; Magnoliopsida; Solanales; Convolvulaceae.